This is a messenger RNA of Fasciola hepatica (liver fluke), 498 nucleotides long. The record is from the annotation of a GenBank genome assembly. Lineage: Eukaryota; Metazoa; Platyhelminthes; Trematoda; Plagiorchiida; Fasciolidae.
AUGUCUGAUCGGACAAACAAUGCUACGCCUCCACCAGCCCAGAUAGAUUUUAUAUCGACUCGGAAUAGGGUGAAGCCAGGGACGGAUACCUCAGAGUCUAGAACACUGUUACUCAGCCACGUCUCUUUCAGUGUUAUCAUAGUAGUUACCGAUGUUGAUGCCACCUCUGCAUACCUAGCACAGUCAGAAAUAGAUACCUCGGCGGAAUUUUCCCCUUCGAACGGCGAUAAUGACGGUGCGAGUGAUGAUAUUGGCGAAGGAAGAGAUGAUGGUGCCGCUGAUUCUGCUGCUAUUGAUGGUGAUGAACUGAUUGAUGGUGCUGAUGAUGAUGAUGAUGACGACGACGACGACCACGAAAAUGAUGACGCUGCUGUAUUUGUGACAGGAAGAGCCAUUUCCGCCGACUGCUUUGCAGGCCACACAGGUGUUGAUAGCUCGGUGCAUCUGAUGUACAACACAUUCAGCAACUUUGCACGGCAUUUUUCCACGGCUUCUUAA